AUGGACUUUCUCAUCCAGGAUUAUGCAUGCUUGGACCCCCGGGAGUGGCUGGGUGGCUUGGUAGAGUGUCUGGCACUAUAUGUUAGGAUGAUGGCUUCUUCGCUCCUGUUUCGGGCGUCGCCCAUCGACCCGGCCCUCCGUCCUCCCUCGCCGUCCAACGAUCCCAACUACAAUCAGUCUUCCUCGGCGGAGAGCAACUCCAGGCAGUCGACAACGGACGCUGUCGCAGGUGCAUCGUCGGCCUCUUCGCAAGCUUCCGGAACCGUCCCCGAAUUCAAUUCCCUCGAUAAAUCGAACCAUAGUCCCGGCAGCAGCGGCGGCUUCCCCAGCUCUCUAGGCCCUUCCUUGCCCGGUCUUUCGGCUUUGGCAUCGGUCGCCUCUGCUCCUACAUCGAAUCUACGGGCGUCUAGCGGCAAUGCGAAUUCCAACAUGGCCAAUAUGACCUAUGCAACCUCGUCUCCUGCCGCCACGACCGGUGGACAGGGAAACAAUCCGCCUGUGUGCCAAAAUUGCGGCACCUCCACCACUCCUCUCUGGCGCAGAGACGAACUCGGCUCCGUUCUCUGCAACGCCUGCGGCCUGUUCUUGAAAUUACACGGCAGGCCGCGCCCGAUAAGCUUGAAGACUGAUGUCAUCAAAAGUCGCAAUAGGGUUAAGACCGCUGGCCAGGGUCCAAAACGCAAGUCCACCGGCACUGUCGAUGCCAAUGGCCUACCUACCUCAAGAUCGGAAGCGGGCACUCCUCCGUUAGGCGGAUCUCACGGAUACCGUCGCGCGUCGCGCAAGGCAUCGCCGGGUCAUUCGGAUCGCUCCAACUCGCCAGUUCCGCGAACAGAAACCCCCGGCGCUUCGUCGAUGCACCAACCCCACGCGCAGACGCAACACAAUUCCAAUAUCGCUCCGCAGCAUAUGUUUGACAGUGUGACCCUCGGAGAGCAUGGGCUCAGCGCGUCCAAUGGCCUUCCAGCCACCCAGCUGCGCCAACCGUCUCCGACGGCAACUUCUGCCGAAGACCGACAUCUCGAGUCGCCUCAAACCUAUGAGGGAUUGCUCGCGGCAAACACGUCGCUCAAAACGCGUGUGAGCGAGUUGGAAUUCAUCAACGAACUUUUCCGAGGCCGAGUGACGGAACUCGAGCAGAGCAAUGCCGCUGCGCGCCGAUCCGAGAUGAUCGUUCGCGACUCGGAAGUGCGCCUCCGACGCUCGCUCGACGACUGUGAACGGCGGGAAGAUGAGCUGAAGCAACGCAUAGCGGAAAUGGAGCGCCAAAUCUCCGACAACAACAACAGUCCAGGCGAACCUUUGGCUAAACGCAUCAAACUGUCCGACGUGGUCGAUCAACCGGCCGAUUCGCCGAGCAAAUCGCCCAAGAGUAUCUAA
This is a messenger RNA of Aspergillus melleus, 1380 nucleotides long. Its product is annotated as putative GATA transcription factor (AreB). The record is from RefSeq and is a predicted model, not a curated record. Lineage: Eukaryota; Fungi; Ascomycota; Eurotiomycetes; Eurotiales; Aspergillaceae. The transcript is spliced from 5 exons. Gene Ontology annotation, molecular function: zinc ion binding; DNA-binding transcription factor activity, RNA polymerase II-specific; RNA polymerase II cis-regulatory region sequence-specific DNA binding. The coding region runs from base 1 to 1380 and encodes 459 amino acids. Gene Ontology annotation, biological process: negative regulation of transcription by RNA polymerase II; positive regulation of transcription by RNA polymerase II.